Molecule: messenger RNA, 513 nt
Organism: Vanderwaltozyma polyspora DSM 70294
Lineage: Eukaryota; Fungi; Ascomycota; Saccharomycetes; Saccharomycetales; Saccharomycetaceae
Product: Tkp3 protein
Exons: 1
Coding region: 1-513 (170 amino acids)
Source: RefSeq, a predicted model, not a curated record
AUGAUCCAAAUCACACAUGAAACUAUGACUAUUAUAGGAUACAAUGCUUUCCCAAUCCCACUACACAAGAUUCAACACCUCUAUAAGAUCCAUUUACCCAAUUCUCCUGGUCUAAAUCCAUCUACAAUUACAAACUUUGAGGACAUUAUGGAAUUCAUUGAAAACCAUACGCCACAUCACCAUACAGUCUCUAACACACCACACACAAAGGCUAUCUUCAACACUACUUUCAACAAUCCUUCUUCUCACUACAAUAAUCGUCGCACCAAGAAAUACUUUUGCUCCCGUUGCACCUGCAAGAAGUGUCUUACCAACGCAAAACUAUCCUUCUCUAUCAGCUGCUACUGCUCAUCAUGUAAAUGUUCAAACUGUCAACAAACCUUAUCAAAAUUUCUACAAAAUAAAAGGAACAAAAGCUCCUACAAUGACCACCAAAACUCUCCAAAGAAAAACAACCUGCUCAUUAAUGAGAUCAACACCGAAACGAAUACGACCCCAAAUCCACAAAUUUAG